Adineta steineri is the source of this 3402-nucleotide messenger RNA. The record is from the annotation of a GenBank genome assembly. NCBI's taxonomy places the organism in Eukaryota, Metazoa, Rotifera, Eurotatoria, Adinetida, Adinetidae.
AUGAGUGUUCCUACUUCCCACUCUCCAUUAGUAACCGUGACAACAAAUUCCCCGACAUAUCUGUUAGAUACAGCAGCACCAUCUACUUUAGAAUCGUCAUCAACAACUAUGACGUUAGAUAUAUCUGAAUCUACUUCAAAAAUGACGGUAACAAGUAGUUCUGAGUUUGCUUUAGCAUCUUCAACAGGAGACAGUUCUUUAUUAUCAUCGGUACCUAUGGCAGCAAGUACUUCUGAGUUCAUAUUAGACUCUUUGACAACAAUGAGCUCAGUAAUACCGUUAACGACAAUGGCGGCAAGUAGUUCUCAGUUAACACCUGAAUUAACAACAAUAGAUAGUUCAGUAAUGUCAUCGACACCUAUGCCCGCGAUUAGUGCUGAGUUAGCAUCAGAAUCAUCAACAAUAAGUAGUUUAGUAUUGACACAGAUACCUACCACAACAAGUAGUUCUCAAUUCACGUCAGAAUCGUCGACAAUGGAUGAUUCAAUAAUGUCAUCCACGUCUAUGACAACGAUUAGUACUGAGCUAACAUUAGAAUCUGUAACGACAGACAGCUCCCUCUUAUCGGUAUCUGUGAUGACAGACAGUAAACAAUUGACGCCAGAAUCUUUCACGACAUAUAGCCCACUAUUAUCAUCGACCAUUAUGACAACAAGUAGUACUCAAUUACCGUCAGUAUUUAGGACAGCAGAUAGUUCAGUAACGACAUCGAUUCCUAUGACAACAACUAGUGACGGAUUAACAUCAGAAUCUUUAACUACAGUCAGUUCCGUCUCACCAUCAAUAUCUGUGAUGACAGACAGUAUUCAAUUGACGUCGGAAUCUUCGACAACAGAUAGUUCGGUAAUAUCAUCCACACCGUUAUCAAAGAUUAGUGAUGAGUUAACAUCAGAAUCUUUAACAACUGACAGUUCUGUGUCAGCAUCAACAUCUGUAAUGACAGACAAUACUCACUUGACUUCAGAAUCUUCAAUUAUAGAUAGUUCAGUGACACCAUCGACACCUAUGACAACGAUUAAUACUGAGCUAACAUCAGCACCUUCAACAACAGGCAGUUCAUUAUUAUCGUCGAUAAUUAUGACAACAAUUAGUACUCAGUUAGGAUCAGAAUCAUCGACAAUAGAUAGUUCAGUAAUAUCAUCGACGUCUCUGACAACGAUUAAUACUGAGUUAACACCCGAAUCUUUAACAACAGAUAAUUCCGUUACAGCAUCAAUAUUUGUGAUGACAGACAGGUUUCAAACGACGUCUGAAUCGCCGACAACAUAUAGUUCGUUAUUAUCGUCGAUAAUUAUGACAACAAGGAGUAGUCAGUUCGGGCCAGAAUCUUCGACAAUAGAUAGCUCAACAAUCGCAUCGGCACCUACGACAAUGAUGAUUGAUAAGUUAACACCAGAACCUUUAACAACAGAUAGUUCCGUGUCAGCAUCAAUAUCUUUGAUAACAAGCAGUACUCAGCCAGGGCCAGAAUCUUCGACAGCAGAUAGUUCAAUAGUAUCAUCGAUAAUUAAGACAACAAGUAGUUCUAAGUUAUCGUCAGAAUCAUCAACAAUGGAUAGUUCUGGAUUAUUAUCGACACCUACAACAAUAGGUAGUUAUCAGUUCACAUCAGAAUCUCUGACAAUAGAUAGUUCAACAUUAUCAUCAGCAGAUAUGAGAAAAGAUAGCUCUCAGUUUACCUCAGAAUCUUCAACAAUAGUCAAUUCAGUAUCACCAUUAACGUCAAUGCCAGGAAGCAGUUCUCAGUUUACAUCAGGAUCCUGGACAAGACUCAGUUCGAUGUUAGCCUCGACACCGACACCAAUGGGUAGCUCUCAGUUAGCAUCAGUACCUUCGACAACAAUUAGUUCAGUACUAUCAUCGAGACUUAUGGAAACGAGUAGUUCUCAGCUCACAUCAGAAUCGUUGACAACUGAUAUUUCAGUAUUGUCAUCGAUACCUUUGGUAGCGAGUACUUCUCAGUUAUCAUCAGAAUCUUUGAUAACAGAUAGUUCAGUAGUGUCAUCAACAUUCACAACACUAAGCGAUCUUAAAUACUCGUCGAUAACUACGGCUACACAAAAAUCUGAGCCAUCAGGGACAACUAUGAUAUCAAGUAAUAACGAUGUAUUCUCCGAAACUAUGACAACAAGGAAAACUGAAUAUACAUCAACAACAAUGACAACUGAUCAAUCUGAAUCGUUAUCAACGACAAUGAUUUCGACUACUGCUCAAACAUCACCUGCAACCACAACAAUAGGUGUAACAACAACAUUAGUGAGUACAUAUAUGUCAACAACAAUGGGAAUGGCCAGUAGACAGGUUACAAAUAUUCCAUCAUCUAUGAAAAUCACUGGCACAAUGAUGAAUAACAACGUUCAAACAUCAACUUCUACUCAAUUAGUCUUUUGGAAUAUAGAUAAACCGCUUAACUAUGGACGAUCUAUGUUUGGAAGUGCUCUAUUAGCAAAUGGGCAAGUUCUUGUAACUGGAGGCAUGUUAACUUCCACUACAACAAUUAUACGAACUGAAGUUUAUACAUCAAUCGGAUGGCAACUUGGAACUUUGAUGAAAGCGCCACGUGUUUCUUAUACUGUUACUACUUUUGCAAAUAAUACUAAAGUAUUAGCAGCUGGUGGUAAAACUAUACUCUGUCUACAAACUGCCGAAGUAUAUAACAGUGUAAGUAAUACAUGGACAUCAACAUCAAUCAAUAUGUCAAGUCCUCGUUUUGCACAUACAGCUACACUACUUGCAAAUGGACAAAUACUCAUUGCAGGUGGAGCGAACGCUUCAUCGAGAAGUAUAUCUGCAGCUGAGCUUUAUAUUCCAUCAUCGAACUCAUUUAUUAACACAACUAACAUGAAUAUAGCACGAUGUUAUUUUACAAGUACACUUCUUAGCGAUGGAUCCUCUGUAAUUUUUACAGGAGGUUUGAGUGUUAGUGGUUCUCUCAUUUCAACAGCAGAACUUUAUAUUAAUGGUUCUUGGGUUCCCAUAUCCAGUAAUAUGACUCAAAGUCGAGCUUAUCACGCUACUGUAUUAUUAAAUGAUGGAACUGUAUUAAUCGUAGGUGGAGGUACCGCUGCAUAUAGUGCAUAUUUCACUGCUGAGAUUUAUAAUCCGACGACACAAACCUUUACAGCUGUUGGAUCAAUGCAAUAUCGUCGAGCAGCAUUCACACUUACACUCCUGCCAUCAGGUAAAGUAUUAGCAGUUGGUGGAGUUGAUUGGACAUCAAAUACAUAUCCACUCGUAUGUGAAUUAUAUGAUCCUUUAACAAGAACUUGGUCAAAUACUGCUAUGUUGAAUCGUGGAAGAAGUUUUCAUCAAACUUUGUUACUAAAUACUUUUGUAUUAACCAUGGGUGGCGACGACGGAAACAAUACUAAAGUUAUCAGUUCUGAAAGAUACAAUUUAUGA